This is a messenger RNA of Morchella importuna, 249 nucleotides long. RefSeq lists its product as uncharacterized. The record is from RefSeq and is a predicted model, not a curated record. The transcript has 3 exons. The coding region runs from base 1 to 249 and encodes 82 amino acids. Lineage: Eukaryota; Fungi; Ascomycota; Pezizomycetes; Pezizales; Morchellaceae.
AUGACGCAGCACCAAAUCUCAAACCGGCGCGAAGUCAACCACGGUACAACACAGACGUCGACGACAAAGCCAGGCCCCCCAGACAGGAUUCACUUGCUCUCUCGGGUGGCUGGGACUGGACUGGUCUUGACUCUUGGGCUUGCCGAGUCCCGCUUACUUGCUCUUCUCUGUUACUACUUCAAGUCUUCAACUGAGCUUCAAGGUCGGAAACAUCGCGGCCGGAUAGGCUACGUACAUGAUUGUCGAUAA